Didymosphaeria variabile is the source of this 522-nucleotide messenger RNA. RefSeq lists its product as uncharacterized. The transcript has a single exon. The record is from RefSeq and is a predicted model, not a curated record. Lineage: Eukaryota; Fungi; Ascomycota; Dothideomycetes; Pleosporales; Didymosphaeriaceae. Bases 1 to 522 code for a protein of 173 amino acids.
AUGGCACGGCAAGAGGCUGAGAUUCAGGCUGCUAGAGAAGCUGCGGACACCAAAGCAGCUCAUGAAAAGGCUUUAUCAGAAGCAAAAGUAGCUGCAGAAGAGCUCGAAAAGGUGAAAAAGGCUGCAGAGGAAGAAGCCGCGAAGCUCAAACCAUCGGAUGACCCAAAGCCUCCUAUCAAGUUCAAGGAUGCUGUUGGCAGGAAAUUCAGUUUUCCAUGGCAUCUGUGUAAAACAUGGAAAGGUAUGGAGGAGUUGAUCAAGCAAGCCUUCCUCCAUGUCGACGUGAUUGGGCCCCAUGUACACGAGGGUCAUUACGACCUAGUCGGUCCGGAUGGGGAGAUUAUACUACCACAGGUUUGGGAGACAGUUGUACAACCUGACUGGGCGAUUACGAUGCACAUGUGGCCAAUGCCUGAGCCACCGCCUAAACCCGGGGUGCCAGUCAAAUCACAGAGGCUGAUAGCAGGGAUAAGUAAGCUUUUUGAGCGGCGCUCUGUCAGUCAAGAUAGCAGCAGAUCGUAA